UGACACCUCCACUCCUUCCCACUACAGGCAGCUAACUUCACCCAAACUCUGACCUCUUGCUCUCUCCACUUAACUCCAGCCCACAGUAGCCAAGAGCGGACAAAGGCAGGGCAGCAUGAACAGAUCUCCCCAUCCCAUCCCACUGCUACCCACGGGCUCCCCGGAUGCCCUGGCUCCCCUACCACCGCUGCCUGCUCUCCAGAAUCCCUCCUCCCACUCUUGGGCCGCUCGGUGUGGGCCUCUCACCUGGGGGCUCAGCUGUCUUCUGGCUCUGCAGCAUUUCCUGGUCCUGGCUUCCCUGCUCUGUGCCUUCUACCUGCUUCUGCUUUGCAGUCUUCCCCCAGGUGCGCUCUCUUACUCCCCUGCUCAGCUCCUGGCCUCCAGCUUCUUUGCAUGUGGUGUGUCUACAGUCCUGCAAACCUGGACUGGCAGCAGGCUGCCUCUUGUUCAGGCUCCAUCCUUAGAGUUCCUUAUCCCCGCUCUGGUGCUGACCAGCCAGAAGCUGCCCAUGGCCAUCCAGACACCUGGAAACGCCUCCCUCACCAUGCGCCUGUGUAAUGGACCUGGCUGCCAUGGCCUGGAGCUCUGGAACACUUCUCUCCGAGAGGUUUCGGGGGCAGUGGUGGUGUCCGGACUGCUGCAGGGCAUGCUGGGACUGCUGGGGGGGCCUGGCCGUGUGUUUGCCCACUGUGGGCCCCUGGUGCUGGCCCCCAGCCUGUUUGUGGCAGGGCUCUCUGCCCACAGAGAGGUGGCUCAGUUCUGCUCUGCUCACUGGGGCCUGGCCUUCCUGCUUAUCCUGCUCAUGGUGGUCUGUUCACAGCACCUGGGCUCCUGCCAGGUACCCCCGUGCCUUUGGCGGUCAUCCUCAACCUCUUCAGCUCACAUUCACACCCCUGUCUUCCGGCUCCUCUCGGUGUUGAUCCCUGUGGCCUGUGUGUGGAUCACUGCCGUCCCGCUGGGUCUCAGCGUUGUCCCCCUGCAGCUGUCUGCCACUGCCGAGGCACCGUGGUUUUGGCUGCCUCACCCAGGUGAGUGGGACUGGCCCUUGUUGACACCCAGGGCUCUGGCUGCAGGCAUCUCCAUGGCUCUGGCAGCCUUGACCAGCUCCCUGGGCUGCUAUGCCCUGUGCAGCCAGCUGCUGCAUUGGCCUCUCCCACCUCCACAUGCCUGCAAUCGAGGGCUGAGCCUGGAGGGGCUGGGCAGUGUGCUAGCUGGGCUGCUGGGGAGCCCUCUGGGCACAGCAUCCAGCUUCCCUAAUGUGGGCACAGUGAGCCUUUUCCAGGCUGGAUCUCGGCGAGUGGCGCACUUAGCAGGGCUGCUCUGCAUGGGGCUUGGGUUCUCGCCCAGGCUGGUGCAGUUCCUCACCACCAUCCCACUGCCUGUGCUUGGUGGGGUGCUGGGAGUGACCCAGGCUGUGGUUCUGUCUGCUGGCUUCUCCAGUUUCCACCUGGCUGACAUUGACUCUGGGCGAAAUGUCUUCAUUAUGGGCUUCUCCGUCUUCAUGGCCCUGCUGCUGCCACGGUGGCUUCGGGAAGCCCCAGUCCCACUCAGCACAGGCUGGAGCCCCUUGGAUGUGUUACUGCGGUCACUGCUAGCACAGCCCAUUUUCAUGGCUGGAUUCUUGGGCUUCCUCCUAGAGAACACAAUUUCUGGUACACGGCUUGAGCGAGGCAUAGGUCAAGUGCUACCAUCUUCUUUCACUGCUCAAGAGAUUCAAAAGCCUCAGAAGUCCAGGGAAAAGGCUGCUCAAGAGUAUGGGCUUUCUCUCCCUAUCCAAAAUCUGUGUGCCUGCAUCCCCCGGCCCCUCCGUUGCCUCUGCCCAGUGCCUGAAGAAGCUGGGGAUGAAGAAAGAGGGCCCUCUGAGCCAGGAGAGACGGCAGACUUGUUGCCUGGCUCCAGGGAGCCCUGCCCUGCCUCGGACAGAGAAGCGCUUAGAUCUCUGUAAUUACCAAGAGUCCUAUUUCUGCCCUAUUAGUUUAUCCCUAAUUUGCAUGCUUGCUGGAGAGUGAGCACCCAGGCUCUACUUUGUCCUAGAGAGUGAGGGUGUGUGUGUGUGUGUGUGUGUGUGUGUGUGUGUGUGUGUGUGUAUACACAGCAUGGCCGACUUAGAGACCCCAUUCCCAACAGGAUGGGUUGCCUUUCCUUCCAGAGUAGGGGCCAUGAUUUAAUGCUCAUGAAUGAAUGAGAUUUGCGUGGGAACUAUUAAUGCCUCAAGAGCCGUAGUAUUCACUUAACAAAUAUUUAUUUAUGUGGAUAUGACAAGGUCCCUGUCCUUCCCAGCAAUUUAGGAUUGAAAAAGACCCAUGUAAUGACUAAAAUGACCGCAGAAGGCAUUCUGUAGUAAAGAUGCAAAUAACGCCGUGAGAGCUGA
Molecule: messenger RNA, 2371 nt
Organism: Chinchilla lanigera (long-tailed chinchilla)
Lineage: Eukaryota; Metazoa; Chordata; Mammalia; Rodentia; Chinchillidae
Gene: Slc23a3
Product: solute carrier family 23, member 3
Exons: 12
Coding region: 116-1945 (609 amino acids)
Biological process (GO): transmembrane transport
Cellular component (GO): membrane
Molecular function (GO): transmembrane transporter activity
Source: RefSeq, a predicted model, not a curated record